This is a messenger RNA of Mercenaria mercenaria, 1956 nucleotides long. RefSeq lists its product as uncharacterized. The transcript has 2 exons. The coding region runs from base 71 to 1162 and encodes 363 amino acids. The record is from RefSeq and is a predicted model, not a curated record. Lineage: Eukaryota; Metazoa; Mollusca; Bivalvia; Venerida; Veneridae. Gene Ontology annotation, molecular function: protein binding.
CCCGAGUUGUUACCUGCAUGAAAAAGAAAGUUGAGUACUGUAAUUGUCUUUGCUGCUUGUGUGACUGAAAAUGUCGUUUGGUGCUGGUGCAGCCAUAUUUAACAGUUGUAAUAAGCCGGGAUCUAUCGUGGAAUUUACAAAUUAUCUUAGGAUUAAUCCGAAUGAGUAUAAUGCGUUAAUGUGGCGGGCAAAGGCCUACGGUAUAGUUGGCCAACCUCAAAACGCGUUACGUGAUGUAGAGCACGCUAUAUCAGUGAGCAGCGGUAUCAAGAAAGAAAUCGCCUUAUGUAACAAGGUUUUGUACACCACGGGAAGCAUUGAGGAGUUGGGUGUAUGUGCAAGCAGGGCUGUUGAUAGGUACCCAAACGAAUGGACCGCUUGGAAUCAACUUGGAUCAUAUUACUCGAAUAAAGGAGACGAAGAGACAGCCCGUCGUUGUUGGGUGAAAAGUUUGGAUCUUGCGACAAAGUACAACGAGACGCGAGAUCCGGAAAUCUGUUGGGUUAAUUACUCGAUUGGAAAUUACGACAUGGAGAGGGGAGAUGUUGGCUCUGCUAAGAGAUAUUACAAAGCUGCAGUCGAAUCAAGCCCAACACAUACUGUAUCACACAUUGGGUUAUGUCGAUGCAACAUUUGUCAGGGUAUGUUACAGGAAGCUAGAGGGAACUUUCAGACUGCAGAAUCGCUUAAUCCAAAUCUUGCGUCUGCGACAUUUCAAACAGGCAACUUCGACGAGUACCGUUCAAGGCUAUUGCAGAAUGCAAGUAGUAGACGUCCGUCAUCAUCUGCGUCACGGUUGGCCGGUGGAAGAGAUAGUGGCGGAGCAGCUGGUGGGACUGGCGGCGGAUCGGGUGGAGGAGGAAACGGCAGUGAUGAUGACGAUGAUGUUAGCGCAGUGUGGAAGCAACUGCAGAAGGAAUCCCCAUGUAUAAAGAUGUAUGGAAAACACAAAUAUGUCCAGUCUAAAUGUGGAAAGUACUGGUACAGCAGAGAUACUGCCAGGCACGGUGGAGCACAGUUCAAGAGAUAUGAAGAUACACGUAGUACGCUGGUAUUCAAAGAUUCUGUAGAUGCUAACUUGAGACCAUUAACAGGAAAGCACGAGUCGCGUAGUGGUACCACCAUCAGAAAGUCCGAUAUGAUUGGCGUAAAAGGAAAAUAGGGUUUGAAUACUCAGAUUUUAAGUUAGAUAUAUAAGACUGAUUCUUUAUAUCUUAACAUUUGGGCAAAUGUGUACGAAAUUUGUAAGUAAAUGUGUAAAUACGUUUUUGUCUAAUCUUCAUUGAUUUUAUAUAUGCAAUUUGACUAUACAUGUACACGGACUUCCAAUAUAUUAAUGCAUAUCUCAACUAGGGAACCAUGGUAGACCUCUGGUAUGCGAGAAUGGUUGCCCGCCCGCUUAGCUAAAUAGGAAGAGCGCAGAUCUACGGAUCGCGGGGUCGUGAGUUCGAUCCUCGUGUGAGGCGUAUGUUCUCUUGACGAUUUGAUAAAAGACGUUGUGUCCCCCACCUCUGAUUCAUUUGGGGAGUUUACUGCCUGCCGUUGCAUAACUGAAAAGCUGUUGAAAAAUGGCGUUAAACCCAGAACAAACAAAAAUACAUGUAUGACAUGAUUUAUGCCGUAUCUAUUGGCGAAAAUAUUCAUGGAAGAAAGCAACAUAUGGAAAUUAAAAAUAUGCCUUCAAGCGAUCAUUUUACUAAAUUACAAUGCCUUAAACAGAACGUAUUUACUUCAUGUAGUUAAUAUUAUUGUUACGUAUACAGUUUCUACUCAUCAAAUAAUUGUUCUUACAUGUAUAACUGUACUUGAAAAUUUAAAUAAUUCUAAUAAUGGCUUCUUUUAUUUGUUAUUUCUUUACCUGUAUAAAUAUGACAUUAAAAAUUAAAAUGCGUUCUAAAGCAUAUGAUUUAUUGUUAUCUUAUGCAGAUUCAAAAUAAAACUCUAAUUGCCAUUCGU